This is a messenger RNA of Purpureocillium takamizusanense, 816 nucleotides long. RefSeq lists its product as uncharacterized. The record is from RefSeq and is a predicted model, not a curated record. The transcript is spliced from 3 exons. Bases 329 to 685 code for a protein of 118 amino acids. Lineage: Eukaryota; Fungi; Ascomycota; Sordariomycetes; Hypocreales; Ophiocordycipitaceae.
GCCUUCUGCCUUGACAAGUCUUCACAGAAAGUCAAAGUUCCUUGAGCUAAGGCGCACUCCCGUGUGGACCAGCAGCGUGACGGAUUUCGGAACGUCUCCAGGUGGUGCGGUCGGAACGACUCCGCGCGUGCCAGCCGAGGUCCGCUCCGGGCCCGCCCCCCCCCCCCAAGCUUGACGUGGGCUUUAAGGAGGCACCACGUUCCACAACCACCACGGCCUGCCGCCUUGACAAACAGACAGCAGCAGCAGAAGCAAGACUCUCACAAACCGACCUUGGGUUGAUACCAAUGCUUUCAACGACGCGCGGGACAUCAUCAUCAUCAACAUCAUGACUAGAGCGCUCCAAGUUACCGCCGCCGGCUGGCUCAUCAUUGCCCUGGGCCACACGCGCUCGGCAAAGGACUGGCAGCCGCACAUCAAGAACCUCCCGAACCUGGCUUACACGUGCGCCAAGGCCGGCUGGUACGAGGGAAGCGGCUACUUUGUCAUGACCGCGCUGCUCAACUACGCGUGGGCACAGAACCCCGAGCUCCUCCAGCAACCCAUCUUCAAGACCAUGGCCGGCCUCUUGGUGGCCAUAACCGCCGUCGCCGGGUGGUACUAUGCCAAGCGGGGGCUCGGGUCCAUCGCCCUGCCCGUCGGCGCGAUUGGCGCGCUGCAGGCGUACUCGGCGUUUUCGAUCUAGGCGGCGGGACAGACAGCGGUGUAUAACAGCAACAGAUUCAUGGAAUGAUUAUAUUUGCAUUGCAAUUCGGGGCGUCGCGUGAAUAGUUUGGCUGUGUGGUUUCGAGUUGAAGUGUUGCUCUCCUGAUGGAC